Molecule: messenger RNA, 1284 nt
Organism: Nycticebus coucang (slow loris)
Lineage: Eukaryota; Metazoa; Chordata; Mammalia; Primates; Lorisidae
Gene: LAMTOR3
Product: late endosomal/lysosomal adaptor, MAPK and MTOR activator 3
Exons: 7
Coding region: 118-492 (124 amino acids)
Biological process (GO): positive regulation of TOR signaling; cellular response to amino acid stimulus
Cellular component (GO): Ragulator complex
Source: RefSeq, a predicted model, not a curated record
GUGACAGUGGCUUGCUGAAGCCCCAGUCUUUGAAGCUGUCCCUGAAGUGAGCAGAGAGAAGCGGGCAGACAGAAACCCAGGCGUGGAGAUUGAUCCUGCGGGAGAAAGGGGUUCAUCAUGGCAGAUGACCUAAAGCGAUUCCUGUAUAAAAAGUUACCAAGUGUUGAAGGACUCCAUGCUAUUGUUGUGUCUGAUAGAGAUGGAGUGCCUGUUAUUAAAGUAGCCAAUGAUAAUGCUCCAGAACAUGCUUUGAGACCUGGUUUCUUAUCUACUUUUGCCCUUGCAACAGACCAAGGAAGCAAACUUGGACUUUCAAAAAAUAAAAGUAUCAUCUGUUACUAUAACACCUACCAGGUGGUUCAAUUUAAUCGGUUACCUCUGGUGGUAAGUUUCAUAGCCAGCAGCAAUGCCAAUACAGGACUAAUUGUCAGCCUAGAAAAGGAACUUGCUCCAUUAUUUGAAGAAUUGAGACAAGUUGUGGAAGUUUCUUAAUCUGACAGUGGUUUCGUUGUGUACCUUAUGUUCAUUAUAGCAACAUAAUAUCAAUCCAACAGUCUUUAGAUCAUAGUAAUACUUCCAUCCAUGUGCUCCAGAAAGGGCCCUCUUUUCCACCUUAUACUAAAGAAAGAGCUUAAAGAUAUAAUUUAUAGACAGAUUGAUUGUUAUAUUUUCUUGUAUAGGGUCUUUUCUUAUUUAGUGAGAUCUGGGGAUACCACAAAAAUGGUUCAGUCUUUCACAGCUCCCAUGGAGUUACAGUCACCAGAUAUGGAUGAGAUUCUAUUCAGUGGGUCAGAAUCAAAAUGGUGCGUUGAUCCACUUGAGCCAUUAAGUGUUCCCUACUGUACAGUUUGCCCACCCCUGCAGAAUGAAGCAGAUUCUUUUUAUUGUGAAUAAUGAUAAGGACAUAUUUUUCUUCAGAUUAUGUUUUAUUUCUUUGCAUUGAGUGUGAGGAAAAUGAAAUGGUUUAGUAAAGGUAAUAAAAUCAGUACAAUCACUAACUUUCCUUCGUACAUAUUAUUUUGCAGUAUAGGUGAAUAUUACUAAUUGGUUUGAUUAUUCUCAAAGAGUACUGCUCUUUAAUGAAAAUGAAAAUUAUAGCUAAUGGUUUUCCCCCAGUUCUGCUUUCUAUAACCAAUCAGUGUUUUAAUGUUCGUGUGUUCUUUAUAAAAUUUAAGUAAUGAUUUGUUACUGAAUUCUGUUUCCAAUAUCAAUAUGUUUGUAAACAUGAUAGUAUAGCCACUUUUUUCAUACAUGAGUAUAAAUAAAAUAGUAUUUUUAAAAAUA